GAGACCCCGCCCACUGCCGGCGCCUGGCGUGCGGGGCCGCCUUGGCAACGGCUGGCGGCGGCAAGAUGGCGGAUGACUUGGACCAGUUACUGGACGAAGUGGAGAGGCGGCUCUGCUGCCUGCCGAGCAGCGAGGCGGCGGGCGGCCACCGGCACAGCGGAGGCGAGGCGGCGGCGGCGGCAGCAACAGUAGCACCGAAGGAGGAGGGCAGAUCACCUGAACUGUUUCUGAGUGCUGACAGCAGUGAAGAAGAUCUAGACAACAUUAUUGAUGAAAUCUGUAAUGACAGCAGCUUUACCAAAACACCUCUGAAAUUGAAGUCUAACUCUGCAAGUCUCACACCUGAAAGAAAUAGUGCUGUUAUACAGGCUCAUAGGAAAAGAUGCUCUCCUGUGUACCUGGGUGGAAGCUUUUCACCACAUGGCAUAGGGACAAAUACUUCAAAAAGAACGUGUGAUCAACUACGUUGUACUGCUUGUGACUUCCGCGUGUCACUCUUCAAUGACUACGUCUGGGAUCAGUCCUGUGAUUAUCUUUUUUUCAGGAAUAACAUGCCUGAACUCAGUAAACUGAGAGCGAAGAUGAUAAAGAAGAAGGGAGCACGAGCAUAUGCUUGUCAGUGCAGCUGGAGAUCCAUUGAUGAGUUAACUGACCUCCAAACAGACCAGCAGCUUCGGUGGGUUUGUGGUAAACAUGCAGAAUGAAGUCCACUCGUGUGUGGUACCUACUUGUGUGGAAACAGGUCAUAAACUCCAUUUGUUUCCUACAGUUUUCUGAGAACAGAUAGAAACCUGGAUACUUAUAUCUAGAAACAGAUUAUAACACUCAACCUUUCAACCUGAAAACCUUUUUCUUUUCAAUGUAACUGUCUUACAAGCAAUGCGGGGAGUUGAUUUAUUAGAAGAAACAACCAAUUUGGAGGCUUUCUGGAAGUUAAAGAAGGUUAAAACUCAUACUCGGUGUUAAAGAAAAGAAGAGAAAAUUGACAUAGGAACAGAGCAAAGCACCUUGAGACUGUUGCAUCUAGCAGAGAGCCUUAUUUCCCAUGUCUGUAGGAUCUUGGACUCAAAAGGGUGGGUUGGGAUGCAGCCAUGACACAAAAGUAUAUGAAUUUCUUCACAGAAAUGCAUACUGCUGUUCUGCUUUGCUCAUAGCUGUUAACAAGCAAGCGGCUGUAGACCUCUCAAAAAAAUCUACUGCGAUAUCAGCUCUCAUCUCAAAGGUUUCAGCACACCCCAAAAUUUUACUUUCUUUUAGUCACCAGUAGCCAAAAUCUGCAAGUCCUGGAAAUUUCCUUCCAGUUCCUACUGAUUUCUUCCAAGCAAUUUCUGCUAAGGACUUUUACCACCAUGAAUUUCUUGGACUUCUCUUCAGCCUUUACUGCAAGAGGUGAACAACUUAUUGUGCAAUUAUUAAAUAUUGUGUGAUUUUAAAGAGAUUCUGAAAAGUAUAUGGCUCUUCUGUUGGUAUUUUCAAGGGAAAAAAGGCUCAGGCUUUUGAGAGUGAGAAAAUAUAUGUCCCUCCUGACGUUCAAAUUUGGAUUGUUUUCAGUUUCUCUUAGCUCUCACUUCAGCUUCACUUCGAAAUACUGCAUGUUCAGAAAGUGAAGCUGUCCUGUUACAACACACUGCCUUCCCACAGUAACACUGUUACUUGGUGAACUGUCUUGAUUACAGUUAAUGUCGCUAUAACUUAUGAGCUCUUUCUUUUCAUUAUGUAUAAAUAAAACAGGAGGUGGAUUUGAGAGCAAGGAAAGGAUUACCAGUCCUGGCAAUUACAUUGAAAAGUGUCUCAAAAUGGGAAUACUGUCAGUAUUUUGUUAUGUAAUAUGUGAUACUGUAUGGAUAGAUUCAAAACUGCUUUGUGCAGUCCUAGCUGUACAGAGCCAUUUCUUGUGUGUGUGUGUGUGUUAAGUUUUGCUCAUGGCCCUAAUCUGCACAUUUGAUCUUUUUCUGAGCCCAUUUGAAACUUGAUGACCAAGUAGCCCCAUAGGAUUCUCUUUCAGCCUGGAUUGCUUGUGCCACAAUGUAGGGAAUUAGUUGGGCUUGCAACUUCUGAGCAGGAAAUGGGAAAAAUCCUAACACCCAUCUCAGUUUAUGAAACCAAGUCUUAUGUGACAAAAAGGAGCAUGUCUCCAGUACCCUGGUUUAAACAAACCAUCAGAAAUGGUCACCCUGUCUGGAACUGUUUGCUCUGUGGAGCAAAUCAUGUGGAAGCAGAAGUUCAGGACAUCUGUGCUAGCGAUUUUUAUGACAGGACUACAGCCUGCAAAAGUGGAGGCCAGGAAGAAACUGAGAGAAAAGGACUGAGAGUGUAGGAGAAGUAAAAAGAAAUAACAGCAAUAUCUACUGACAGCGUUAAUCAGCAUUUCUCCUGAGUAUUAAGCAGUCUUCGGUUAGCCUGGAGAACUGGAGAGAGAGGGUUUUUUUCAGGGUAGAGAUUGUUGUCAGGUGAUUGUAUCAGUAACACCAUUAAGUCUGCACUCCAAGCACUGAAAACUUUAGAAGAUAAUCCUUAUUGGUAAAUGUAUGUGGAAACCUGAGCAUUCCCCUGAAAUAAUCAUGUUUAUUCAAGUGUAGAUACUUGUUUCUGGCCUUGGUCAGAAUGGUGGGAUAUGAUGGCUCUUUGUCCAAAUGAAGUUUAAACAGGUGCAGGAAUGGUGCUUAUUGUAUUAGUUUUCAUUACAGAAUCUAACGUAUUUCUAGAUAUGAAAAUAGUUACUAUGUCAUGAAAUAAAACUAUUUUUGUUGGAAAGAGGAGUGAUAUUAAGUAUUUGAUUUCCCUUGCUUUGCUUUCUUCAGUUACACAUUACAAACCACUCUACAGUCCUCAUAUGAAAAGAAUGUAAAGAAAGGUGAAAUUAGAACUUGGAUGUUCAUUUGAUGAACAUAUUGUGAGAUUGCACAAGGUUUUCAAGACAUAGCCAAGAUCCUAAGUGAUAUUUCCGUGUCAGUUACCUGAGAUAGCAGGGAUUAUGUCAGGAAUUUUGUUUAAGAAUGCCAUUCAGCUGUUGUCAAACGGAAGUACUGGAGAGCAGUUUUGCUAAGUAUAAAUGUGACCAUUGUUUUCCUCCAGUUUUUUGCUUUGGAAGUAAUAGUACCAUUGCUGUUUGUGAAAUGGGCAAGGUGAAAACUUGAGACUUUCAUUUUGCUUAAGUGAUAUGCUUGGAAAUUUUCUAGCCUGCAGCAUUAGUCUGCAGCAGAUCCCUCAACAAAAAGCACUGGAGGAUGGCAAAAUGAGAGUCCAUGCAAAAGCAUUCACUUGGAAAUGUACAGUCAGGGUUUAAUGUCUUGCCAAAUUUUCUCAGUCUGUGUUUCUGCAGUACUUGUGGGUAGGAAUCCAAAUGUACAGAGAAUAUUUUUAUGGGUUUUCCUUAUCAAUUUUUAAUAUGCUGGUUUGGCUGUAUCUCACUUGUUUUUCCUGCAAACCAUGGAGGGUGUCCAACGCAGAUGCUGACUAUAGCUCAGAAGAGUAAUUACUGGAGAUCUUGCCCUGCCAUAGCAUACAACUUACAGAAGCAUAGUAGCAUUAUAUAUUGCAAGCUCUGCACUCUAUAUAAGAUAAAAUAAAGAUUUAUUAUUUCUUUUCUGA
Messenger RNA from Pezoporus occidentalis (night parrot), 3591 nucleotides. RefSeq names its product cilia and flagella associated protein 418 (gene CFAP418). The transcript has 6 exons. NCBI's taxonomy places the organism in Eukaryota, Metazoa, Chordata, Aves, Psittaciformes, Psittacidae. Gene Ontology annotation, cellular component: cytosol. The coding region runs from base 66 to 704 and encodes 212 amino acids. The record is from RefSeq and is a predicted model, not a curated record.